AUGAAUGAAGAGGUAAUUCAUUACAAUCAAAAUAACUGUGAUAAGAAAAAUUAAAUUGUCUUGCAAAUGUUUAUAUUAGUACACUAAAAUAUGGAACAUGUGUUGUCAAUCAACCUUCCAGAAACACCUCAUUGACAACCAUCUUGUGCUUGACUGUGAUUGAAAUGAUUUGUUUAGACAUAGCAAAAUGUUGUAAAAUUGAGAUGUCUUUCUACCCUUCUGUAACACCUUAUAUUUUCUGAUAGGAUAUGGUGGCAUAUCAAGCUCAAGCUCAAUCUGAAGGGAAUUGGGAAAAAGCCAAAAUUUAUGGGAGAAACUCUGAGAAACCUCUCACCAAGUACCAGAGUGCUAUAAAUGAAGCAGCAAUCGCCAUUGCAAAGGAGGAACCUAUUGUUGUUCUUGAUAGAGGUAUGCAUUUCAAGAUUUUGUAGAAUGCUUGUGAAAAGUAGGGCACAUAAGGGCACAUUGCUAGUUAAUGGGCUAAAUUAUAUAUACUGUUUAUUCACUCUUUCCUCAAUGGCGUUGUUUUCAUGUUGCUAUUUCCUCAUGUUUAUUGUUUAGUACAAGUCAAGAAUCCUAUAACAAGCUAUCGUCUUUACUGAGUACAAAUCUCAAAAUCAGAAAAAAGUGGGGGUACAUUUUUUGAGUAGAUGAAAAAAAGGGGGGGGUACAGUUUAAGUUCUAGCAAUUUCAUGCAUUGCAUGACUUUGAUAUUAUUGGGCAAAAAUAAAAGAAAUUUCUAGAUUAGCAGGAAAAUACUAUUAAAACAGAAAAUUUUGAUAAAUUAAAAAACCGAAACACCAGACAAAUUAUUUUUAAAUUUAAAUGAAAAAUAUACAAAUGUAGUCUCGACCCCAGACCCCUAAGACGUUUUCAAAAUGGCAGAAUCUUUUUUCAGCCCACGUACUUGCUAAUCAGCAUGAUCUCUUCCCAAAAUUAAGGCUGUCUUAAUUGUAAAAAGCAUUCAAAUUAAGACAUUGCCUUAAUUUGAACCCUAACCCGCACUUCUAACCCUAACCUAAUCUUGGUCAGACCCUAAUCUAACCCUAGUCUAAAAUUUGAUGACCUGCUCGUCCAGGGCCAUUAAUUACUUUUAUAGCCAAAACGGCUUGUCUAAUCUUGUGGUAUUGUUAAAUUAAGACUAUGUCUUAAUUUUGGAGAUUUUCAAAUUUAAACCAUAUCCUUAAUUUUCAAGAGUUUUACAAUUAAGACAUAGCUUUAAUUUUAAGAAGAGAUCUUGUCAGCUAAUUUCAUAUUUCCUUCUUUGUUUUUGAAUAAUCGGGGGGGGGGAUUUUUCUCACAUGACUUUUUUUGGGGGGUACAAUUUUUAAAACGUCGAAUUUUAGGGGGGGGGGGACAAUUCUUGAUAAACUCUUUAAAAAAUAAGCACAUGCCCCCCCCCUGGCAAUAACUAACAAACAGUCCCUAAUAAAUAUUUAACAAAACCCAAAUAGUUAUAAUACAAAGUGAGCUUGGCCACAGGACCAUGAUGAACCAAGUUACAAUCUUCUCAUCAGUUUAGGUGUGGUUCCAGUGUUUGUGUUUCUCAACUAAUUAAUUAACAAAUUCAAGGCCAGAAUUAACGUUAUAACAGCAUGACAUUGCCAAACUUGGCAAACUUGGCAAGGGCAAUCAAAAACGAAAAUACAGGAAUAUUUAUAGACAUGUUUUUUAUAGGAAAUUUGUUGAACAAAGCAAAGCAAAAAGUAAUGUCGGAUGGCUACCAAUUCGCGAAGGGGAAGUCGAGAAGCAAAAGUGCGUCGGAUGCAGAAUCGGAGGGUUCAGCUACAAAAAGAGCCAAGUUAAGUUCCGAAGAACGAUCCCGCGAAAUAAAAUUGUUGCGAGAGAAUUUGCAAACGUUGACCAACCGCCUAGGUUUUAAAGCACGGCAACUUGAUAAAGAACGUUGUAUCAGGAACUUUAAGCAAUGUGAUACCAUCAGCGGCGAAAUGAUGGAAAUCCGAAAAGAGCGAGCUUCUCUAGAAAGGCAACUAUCGGCACUCAUGAAAAAAGAGGGAAAAGCUGAAUGGUUCAAAAAGAAAUCCACAAAGAAGAUCAACAAAAGCAAAGAUCCAGCUCCAGACACCCAGAGAAAAAUCCCAUUUUUAUUGAAGUCCAACUCGUCAACGUCAAGUAGCACUGACGACAGUCACGACACACUUAUAGUCUGCUCUGAUUCAAGCAUGGAAAAUGGUAGAGAUUCUCUACCGCCCUGUGAUGAAAUUCUUGUCAUCAGUAGUGAAGGAAAGCAGGAUUUUCCGCAAGUCCCUCCGGAGAUAACAAAUCAAGAGGAGGGGAAACAAAUCUUAUAG
Molecule: messenger RNA, 2312 nt
Organism: Paramuricea clavata
Lineage: Eukaryota; Metazoa; Cnidaria; Anthozoa; Malacalcyonacea; Plexauridae
Source: the annotation of a GenBank genome assembly